Messenger RNA from Fulvia fulva, 2550 nucleotides. RefSeq lists its product as uncharacterized. The record is from RefSeq and is a predicted model, not a curated record. Gene Ontology annotation, biological process: glycoprotein catabolic process; carbohydrate metabolic process; protein quality control for misfolded or incompletely synthesized proteins. Gene Ontology annotation, molecular function: peptide-N4-(N-acetyl-beta-glucosaminyl)asparagine amidase activity; carbohydrate binding. Gene Ontology annotation, cellular component: nucleus; cytosol. NCBI's taxonomy places the organism in Eukaryota, Fungi, Ascomycota, Dothideomycetes, Mycosphaerellales, Mycosphaerellaceae. Bases 1 to 2550 code for a protein of 849 amino acids. The transcript has a single exon.
AUGGCAAGCUUUCAAUCUUACAAACUGCUGGAGAAUGGAGAACCGGCGCCGGAGGACGAGCAUGACCUCCCGCUUGAAGAGGUCGCGCUCGGUAAAGGCAAACGGAGUUUCUUGGACUCGACACAAACCGUAAGAGGCUUGCUCGAGUGUGGCAGCCAAAGAGUUGAAGAGCUUAGGGCGCGUCUGCCCGCGCGACUCAGGCCAUUCUGCAAUCUCUGGACCUCUGCGAUCGUCCUCGGAAUCAUGCUACUAGUUGUUCUAUUCCUUCUGGUGGUUAAUGGCUUUGGUGGCUCUUAUGCACAGGAAGACGUCCUACCGUACAUCGACCCGCUCAUUGGCACGGGGCCUGGUGGCCAUGUAUUCGCUGGACCAACCCUGCCCUUCGGCAUGGCGAAACCAGUUGCAGAUGUGGCAGGAGAGCAUAUGGGCGGGUUUGCCUCUGAUACAACUCCCAUCAUGGGCUUCAGUCAUUUGCAUGAUUCAGGAACUGGAGGAUCGCCAUCGAUGGGAAACUUCCCGCUCUUCCUUCACCCAAGUUGUCCGAAUGUGACCGCAUGCAAGUUCAGCAAAGGGACUCGUGAUACGCAUUAUCUACCCGAGUCGGUUGCUGCGAGGGUUGGAUACUUCUCGAUCGAUCUUGUGUCUGGUUUCCGUGCAGAGAUUGCCGCUUCUGAACGGGCAGCUUUGUACAAAUUCUCUUUCACCAAUGCAACAGACCUUAACCCCCUCAUCCUAUCUGAUGGCUCAGACUUGCCCGGAUCAAAUGGACCUCGAAGCUUGUGGGUCAAUCCGGAGACUGGCCGAAUCACUGCAUCAGGACGAUUCAAUCCAUCGUUUGGGCAGGGAACGUAUAUGACCUACAUGUGUACCGACUUCAAGGGCGCCAAGGUUCAAGAUAUCGGAAGCUUCAACUACUCUACUGUGUUGCCUGGAGUCGCUGCAGCAGUCUCCGCGAACCAGUUCUACGCAGCUCGCUUGGGAGUGUUUACGCGAUUCAAGGAUGUCAAGCCGGAAGACCAGAUCUAUGCUCGAGUGGGACUCUCUUGGCUGAGUGUAGAGCGCGCAUGUGAGAAUGCUGAGCGCGAGAUCAAGGAUUGGAACUUCGACCGUUUGGUCAAGGAGUCAGAAAACGCAUGGCGCAAGAAGCUUGCGCCGAUCUCGUUGGACUCGACUGGUGUUGACAAGAGUCAUCUGCGAAACUUCUGGAGUGGUGUCUAUCGAGCCUUCAUCAACCCGCAGGACUAUACUGGGGAGAAUCAGCUGUGGAAUUCGACCGAGCCGUACUACGACAGCUGGUACUGCAUUUGGGACACCUUUAGGGGUGUGCAUCCGUUCUAUAUGCUGGUCGACACAAGAUCGCAAUCGCGCAUGGUGCGUUCCUUGAUCGAUGUCUACAAACACCUCGGCUGGCUGCCUGAUUGCCGAAUGUCAUUCUGUAAGGGCUUGACUCAGGGAGGAUCGAAUGCAGAUGUCAUCAUUGUGGACUCGUACGUAAAGAAGCUGAAAGGUGUAAAUUGGGAUGAUGCAUACGCUGCAAUUGUCAAGGACGCUGAAGAACAGCCAAAGAACUGGGACAUUGAAGGACGAGGCGGCCUCGAUAGCUGGAAGAAGCUCGGCUACAUUCCUUACAAGGACUCCUCAUCAGGUGGUCUUCGAACUCGGUCAGUAUCGCGGACGUACGAGUAUGCUUACAACGACUUCUGCAUCGCCGAAAUGGCGAACGCUACCAACCGACAGGACGACUACCAGAAGUACACUAACCGCGCAGACAACUGGAAGAACCUCAUAGACUGGGACCUCGAAUCGAUGGGCUUCAAAGGCUUUCCCCAACCACGUCUAGCGAACAGCACCUUCGUCUUUCAGAACGCCACCCUCUGCUCCCACCUCAACAACUUCGACGGCUGCUACCUCAACCCCUCCGGGCACGAAACCUACGAAGGUAGCCCAUGGCUUUACCUCUUUUACGUCCCUCACGACAUGGCCGGCCUCGUCGAAUCCCUCGGCGGCCGCGAAGCAUAUCUAGAACGACUGCACAAAUUGCACAAUAGCGGCGUCCUGUACAUGGGUGAUGAACAAGCCUUCUUAACCGCUUUCUUAUACCACUACGGUGGCCGCCCUGGUCUCUCUGCGAAAGAGACUCACCGCUACAUCCCCAGCAUGUUCAACGAUACUAUCGAAGGCAUUCCCGGCAACGACGACAGCGGCGCAAUGGGGACAUUUGUCUUCUUCAGCAUGCUCGGGAUCUUCCCCAACGCAGGACAAUCAGUCUACUUCAUUAUUCCUCCUUUCUUCCCGAGUGUGAGUAUUAAGAACCCGCAGACGGGAAAGACAGCGACUAUACGGAAUGUCAAUUUCGACCCGACAUAUAAGAAGAUGUAUGUACAGAGUGCGAGGUUGAAUGGGAGGGGAUAUAGGAAGAAUUGGAUUGAUCAUAGUUUCUUUUUGGAUGGUGGGACGUUGGAAUUGGUCCUCGGGGAGAGCGAGAGCGAGUGGGGAACGAGGGAAGAAGACUUGCCGCCUAGUAUAUCGACAGGAUUGUUCUUAGGGUGA